Molecule: messenger RNA, 1821 nt
Organism: Rhizophagus irregularis DAOM 181602=DAOM 197198
Lineage: Eukaryota; Fungi; Glomeromycota; Glomeromycetes; Glomerales; Glomeraceae
Source: RefSeq, a predicted model, not a curated record
AUGGAAACGAUAUUCAAACUUUACGUACUUCAAAGCGACAGUUGUGACUUUCUUACGGUUAAUAUUUACAAAGACGAUAAUGAUAAAAAAAAGUACGUCAACUUUGAUGAUGAAAAGACCCACUUAAAUGAACUCAAUAAACUCUACGUUAAGCACCUCAGGGACCAUGUCUGUAGUAUUAAAGAGGUUGGUGAUUCCGACAAAAGCAAUUUGAAACUUUGGAAAGUUAGUGGUGUUACGAUUAAAGAUAUUAAAGAGCAAAAUAUUUCUACCAAAGAAGACGUACAAAAACUUCAAGGAAAAGAUAUGGAACUAGAUCAACGAUUUAGUACAUAUUUUCGAGAUGAAUUAGAUAAAUUAGAUGGUGAUGAAGAUUAUAUACCUGUAAAUUCCAUCAUCACCAUCAUUCCCGAUGGUAACCCACCACUACUAAUACAUGUAGACACGGUUGAUUGGAGUAAUAUUGAUUCAGUUUACAACUGGAUAAAAGAGUUAAAACAACCCAAUGAGAAUCGGAAGCCCAAGUUUGUAAGUUCCUUUGGCGCUGAAUUUCCUUUACAAGGGCGAGACGAAACUUUUCAAAUAUUAAACCUAACGCGAAAUAAGAUUCGUCAAAGACUUGUUUAUAAUGAUGCAAUAAGAUAUGACAAUGAACUCCAUCAUAUUCCCAUCCUGGCUAAUGGGCCAGGCACAGGGAAAAGUCGGUUUCUCCAAGAACUUCUGACUCUCCUAGAACAAUAUCGCAAUGAACAUCUAAGUCAAAUUGAUAAUUUAAAAAUCAAAACAUUAGAUUUUAAACAAUUUAUGGGAAUGUGUGGUAAAAAUGGUAAAGAUUGGAAAACUUUUGAAAUUGAAACUGCGUGUGGUGUUGUUCUUAAGGAUGUUGGUGGAAAUAUAGAUUUUUUUGUCAUUGGCAUUGAUGAGCUAAAUGUCCUGCACAAUCUAGCAAAGGGUGAUCAAAGACCAGUUCGUGACAUCAUACAUGCUGUUGGAAGCUUAAGUUGUAUUACAAAAAAGAUGCUCUAUGUACCAAUCUUGGCUGGAACCAUUCAAGGUCCUCUUGAGAAACUUAUUCAAGAAUCGACAUAUAAACUUCUACGCUUGCCACUUCACCUUCUUUCAAAUGAAGAAGUGAAUGCAAUUAGUGUAUAUUCAAUAAAUACUCAUGAAGAACUGAAGAAUUACAUUAAUAAAAAUAGCAGAAUUGUUCAAUGCUGUAUUAGUGAUCUCAGCGGUCAUGUCAAGGCUUUGGAAUAUUUCUAUAAUUUAUUAUUAAACUUAAUCAAAAAAUAUACACAUACAGUAAAUUAUGUAUUUUUAAUGAAUCUAGUCAAAUUUGAACUUGAGGAAAAAUAUCCAUUUAGAGGUUAUGCAAAAAUUAUGGAACAAGUAGUUGUGCGUGCUAUUCUUAACAUUCCUGUGAAUAAGGAUAAUCCUGUGAAUUAUGUUGAUCUUCCAUCAAAAGAAAUACAAGUUCUCUUAAAAGGUGCAUAUCAUGCUGUUGAUUGCCCUCAUUUAAAUUAUGAGAUUCAGCUACCUACUGUAGACUUAUAUUAUAUCAUACUUAAAUCUCAAUUCCCUGACAAUGUGCAAAUAGAGAACUUAUCACCUGGCAUCAUGUAUAAGAAUGGCAAAGGAGCCCCAUGUGCUGAUCACUUUUUUUUCCUAGAUGAUCUCCUUGUUUUCAUUCAGUAUAAAUCUUUGGAUGCUACAACCACUGGUCAAAGUGGGGUGAUGUGCAAUAUAUUUACAUCAGAGAAAUUUUACGCACACGUCACAUUUCAUAUUGAUUUACUAGUAAUUUCAAUUGAAUCCGAUUAA